AUGGGUUUUCUCGGUCUUGGAGAACCCUCCUUGGGCACUGCUAUCAUCUUCCUAGGUGCAUGGAUCAACAGAGACUUCACCACUCCCUUCCGGCGCUACAACCAUUGCAAUGAUUCCACUGAUGUUGAGCACAAACCGGUAGUCGGCAGUCCCAUGGCCAACUUCGAACCACCAAUCUCGAACCGACAGGGCCGCUGGCGACAACGUGAGAUCUCACUACUCGGUUUUUGCAAAGUCAUUGACACUCCAAACACUGGCGUGUUCCAAACCCGGCUUCUCAGCAAGGUACUGCUCCGAUUUCCCUUCAUAGUGGAGAUCAUAUACUGGGCACUCAUCUAUGGCAUCUAUCAAAUGGGUAGAGCCUUGUUAGCGGAGAGGCUCAAUGGUUCAACAGUCGAAGUCGCCCGUCACCACGCCCUGCAGGUCAUCCGAUUGGAGGAGAAACUGCAUAUGUUCUGGGAGCCAGACAUCCAGCGAUUCUUUCUGCAGUAUCCCGGAAUCAUGUAUUGGAUCAACAGGAUCUAUUCCUUUGUCCAUCUUCCGGCAACGAUCACAUUCUUGGUCGGUCUCUACUGGUUCGCCAUCACUCGCAAUCGAGCCCACGCCACUUGGAGCGACCCCGUCUCGGGGCCUUACCUCUAUGAGUCCAAACGGAGGACUCUUGCUAUUUGCAACCUCCUUGCUUUCUGCGUAUUUUCAACUUGGCCCUGCAUGCCGCCGCGACUGCUUGGCGAUUCGGAAGCAGCGGGAGCAACUGCCGAAUCGUCGCGAAGUUAUGGCUUUGUGGACACCGUGCAUGGGAGCAACGGGGCGCUGUCUGUGUUCAACACAAGACGCUGGACAAAUCAACUGGCGGCAAUGCCAUCCCUCCACUUCGGCUAUUCGCUUUUAGUCGGCCUUACGGUCAUGCAGCUACCGAUAGCUCAUCCCGGUCGUUCCUACCGACUCUCGUUGCCACUGCCAUUCUCUAAACCCGGCUUCGAGGCAUUCACAGUCACCUUCAGGACUCCUUCUUUGGCCAAGCUGAUGUGCCAAGUAUUGGGAUUCCUCUAUCCGGCCUUGAUCCUGACUGUGAUUGUUGCGACAGCAAACCACUUCAUCAUGGAUGCCGUUGCGGGAGCCACCAUCUGUCUUCUGGCACACAGGCACAACGAGUUCAUGCUCAACUUCCUCCCGCUCGAAGACUGUUUCCUGUGGUGCUUGCGCAUCCACAAACCUGUCCAGGAGACUGUUCGCUUGCCGAAGGACCUAGACUGUACGUGA
Molecule: messenger RNA, 1263 nt
Organism: Exophiala xenobiotica
Lineage: Eukaryota; Fungi; Ascomycota; Eurotiomycetes; Chaetothyriales; Herpotrichiellaceae
Exons: 4
Coding region: 1-1263 (420 amino acids)
Biological process (GO): inositol phosphoceramide metabolic process; sphingolipid biosynthetic process
Cellular component (GO): inositol phosphoceramide synthase complex
Molecular function (GO): inositol phosphoceramide synthase activity
Source: RefSeq, a predicted model, not a curated record